Messenger RNA from Emys orbicularis (European pond turtle), 3129 nucleotides. RefSeq names its product integrin subunit alpha 5 (gene ITGA5). Gene Ontology annotation, cellular component: integrin complex; external side of plasma membrane. Bases 1 to 3129 code for a protein of 1042 amino acids. The transcript is spliced from 30 exons. Gene Ontology annotation, biological process: integrin-mediated signaling pathway; angiogenesis; cell-matrix adhesion. Gene Ontology annotation, molecular function: integrin binding. The record is from RefSeq and is a predicted model, not a curated record. NCBI's taxonomy places the organism in Eukaryota, Metazoa, Chordata, Testudines, Emydidae.
AUGCCGCCCCCCGGGACCCUGCUGCCGCCGCCGCUGCUGCUGCUGCUGCUCGCCCUGCCGCCCGCCCGCGCCUUCAACCUGGACGUGGCCGAGCCGGCGCUGUUCCGCGGUGCCCCGGGCAGCCUCUUCGGCUUCGCCGUGGAUUUCUACCUCCCGGAGCCCCAGAGCAGUAUCAGCAUCCUCGUCGGAGCUCCCAAGGCCAACACAAGCCAGCCCAAUGUCACGCAGGGCGGGGCCGUCUACUACUGCCCCUGGCACCGGGGCAACAGCAGCUGCACCCCUAUUGAAUUUGACCAGACAGGGUCCCGCCAACACGACUUCAGCGGGAAUGGCACGGACGGGCAGACGCCGGUGGAGUUCAAAUCUCUGCAAUGGUUCGGAGCGACAGUGCGGUCCCACGGCAGCUCCAUCCUGGCCUGCGCCCCCCUGUACAGCUGGCGCACCCUCAAGGAAGAAUCUGGCCGAGACCCCGUUGGCACCUGCUACCUGUCUGUCAGCAACUUCACCAAGUUCGUGGAGUAUUCACCCUGCCGCUCAGAUCUGAACUCGGUGGCGGGGCAGGGUUACUGCCAGGGUGGCUUUAGCGCUGAGUUCACCAAGACAGGGCGAGUGUUGCUGGGAGGCCCUGGAAGCUAUUUCUGGCAAGGCCAGGUGAUCUCAGCCACGCAGGAGCAGAUCAAGGAGGCCUAUUACCCCGGGUAUUUAAUCCUGGAGACCCAGGGGCAGCUGCAGACACGCCAGGCCACCCCCAACUAUGACGACAGCUAUCUGGGGUAUUCUGUGGCUGUCGGUGAGUUCAGCGGGGAUUCCACCGAAGACUUUGUGGCUGGCGUUCCCAAGGGAAACCUGACCUACGGCUACGUCACUGUCCUGAAUGGAUCAGACAUGAAGUCCCUGUAUAACUUCUCUGGAGAGCAGAUGGCAGCCUACUUCGGCUACGCGGUGGCUGCUGCUGACGUGAACAGUGAUGGCCUGGACGACCUGCUGGUGGGCGCCCCGCUGUUCAUGGAGAAGACAGAGGACGGGCGGGUUCAGGAGGUGGGCAGAGUCUACAUCUACCUGCAGCAGCCCCACGGCAUGGAGCCCAAUGCCUCCAUGGUGCUGACCGGGCACCAGGAGUUCGGCCGAUUUGGGAGCACCAUCGCCCCGCUGGGAGACCUGGAUCAGGAUGGCUAUAACGAUGUUGGCAUCGGGGCGCCCUUCGGCGGGGACGCGCAGCAGGGCAUGGUGUACGUGUACAACGGCCAGGCAGGCGGGGUGAACGCCCAGCCCUCCCAGGUCCUGAAGGGGCACUGGCCGCCCAGCAGCUCGCCCGACUUCUUUGGGUUCGCCCUCCGCGGAGCCAAGGACCUGGACGGAAACGGCUACCCAGACCUGAUUGUGGGCGCAUUCGGAGUGGACGCGGCCGUGGUGUACCGAGGCCGCCCCAUCGUCUACGCCAGCGCCUCCCUCAACAUCUUCCCCACCAUGUUCAACCCUGAAGAGCGAUCCUGUACACUGGAGGGCACCGACACCCACGUGGCCUGCAUAAACCUGAGCUUCUGCCUCAACGCCUCGGGGAAGCACGUGCCCGACUCCAUCGGGUUCACUGUGGAGCUGCACCUGGACCACCUGAAGCAGAAGGGGGCCAUCAAGCGGGCACUGUUCCUGCAAUCCCGCCAGCCCCACCUGGCGCAGACCAUCAAGGUGCACAACGGAGCCCUAGAGGAGUGCAGGGAGAUGAAAAUCUACCUCCGGAACGAGUCAGAGUUCCGCGACAAGCUGUCCUCCAUCCACGUGGCGCUGAGCUUCGGCCUGGACCCGCAGGCCCCGGCAGACGCCCACGGGCUGCAGCCCAUCCUCAACUACCUCACCAAGAGCUACAUCGAGCGCAAGGCCCAGAUCCAGCUGGACUGUGGCGAGGACAAUAUCUGCGUCCCCGACCUGCAACUCAACGUCUUUGGGGAGCACAGCGUGGUGUACCUGGGGGACAAGAACGCCCUGAACCUGACCUUCAACGCCCGCAACCGCGGGGAGGGUGGCGCCUACGAAGCCGAGCUCUACGUCAUCCUGCCCACUGAGGCCGACUACUCCGGGGUGAUCCGCAACCAUGGGAACUUCACCAACCUGAAUUGUGCCUACGAGUCGGUGAACCGGACCCGCAUGGUGAUCUGUGACCUCGGCAACCCCAUGAAGUCGGGCACCAGUCUCUGGGGGGGCCUGCGCUUCACCGUCCCCCAUCUUCGUGACAAGAAGACCAUCCAGUUCGAGUUCCAGAUCCGGAGCAAGAACGAGAACAACUCCCGCAGCGAGGUGGUGGCGUUCCCGCUGCGCGUCGAGGCCUCCGCCAGGGUCUCCUCCCACGGGGUCUCCAAGCCUGAGGCCGUGUCCUUCCCCGUCUCGGGCUGGAAGCCUGGCAGGAGUCCAGAGAAGGAGCAGGACGUGGGCCCCGAGGUGCAGCAUGUGUAUGAGCUGGUGAAUGAGGGUCCCAGCACCAUCAGCCACGGGGUCCUGGAGCUGAGCUGCCCUAUGAGCUUCCAGGGGAAACCGGUGAUGUACGUGACCCGCUACUCAGUGCCAGCCAACUGCACCUCCAGCCAGCCCGUCAACCCGUUGAAACUGCAGCUGGAGAAGAAUCCCACCACCUCUCCCAGCCCGGAGCAGCAUUACCUACAGAGAUGGGACGCGGCACGGAGCACUGGGGCCUCCGGGAGCCCCCACACCCUGAAGUGCCCUGAGGCCGAGUGCUUCCAGCUGACCUGCCAGGUGGGGACGCUGCAGAGGCAGCAGCGGGUCAGCCUUUGGCUUUACUUCCGGAUAUGGGCCAAAACUUUCCAGCAGAAAGAGAACCAGCCCCAGGCCCUGCAGUGCGAGGCCGUGUACCAGGUCCACAGGAUGCCCUACAAGAUCCAGCCCCAGGAUUACCCCAGCGAGUCCUUAAAGGUGUCCACGGCGAUUCAGUGGGUGAAACCGGAGAGCAGCCACGGGGUCCCGCUGUGGAUCAUCAUCCUGGCCAUCCUGCUGGGGCUGCUGCUGCUGGCACUGCUCAUCUACGUGCUGUACAAGCUGGGGUUUUUCAAACGCUCCCUGCCCUACGGCACGGCCAUGGAGAAGGCUCAGCUCAAGCCACAGGCGGCCUCAGAGGCAUAG